This is a messenger RNA of Durotheca rogersii, 1623 nucleotides long. RefSeq names its product general substrate transporter. NCBI's taxonomy places the organism in Eukaryota, Fungi, Ascomycota, Sordariomycetes, Xylariales, Xylariaceae. The record is from RefSeq and is a predicted model, not a curated record. The transcript is spliced from 4 exons. Gene Ontology annotation, biological process: carbohydrate transport; transmembrane transport. Bases 1 to 1623 code for a protein of 540 amino acids. Gene Ontology annotation, cellular component: membrane. Gene Ontology annotation, molecular function: carbohydrate:proton symporter activity.
AUGGGGGGAUUCCGUGCCAUCGAGGACCGGCCGACGCCGAAGGAAGUUUACAACUGGCGCUUAUACACCGAAUGCAUGAUUAUUGCCCUGGGAUCUCUGCUCUUCGGGUACGACUCCGCCUUCAUCGGGACCACGAUAUCGCGCAACGCCUUCAAGACAGCCUUCGGCAUCACGCCGGCGACGGCGAACGACACGUCGAGCAACAUCACCUCCGCCUUCCAGGCCGGCGCCUUCUUUGGCGCCAUCUUCUGCUUCUUUAUUACCGAGAAGGUCGGCCGGAAGUGGGCGCUGAGCAUAAACGUACUAGUCUUCAACGUCGGCGCCGUGCUCAUGGUUGCGACGAGCGGCAAUCUCGGCAUGAUCUACGCCGGCCGCGCGCUGACCGGCGUAGGCUGCGGCGCCGUCACGGCCACCGUGCCGAGCUACAUCGCCGAGCUGUCGGUGCCCUCGAUCCGCGGCAUUAUGACGGGGCUCUUCGAGAUCACGUACCAGAUCGGCUCGCUCGUCGGCUUCUGGAUCAACUACGGCAUCUCGCAGAACAUACCCGCGACCGACGCGGCCAGCUGGCGCAUCCCCAUGGCCGUCCAGCUCAUCCCCGCCGUGCCCCUCUUCGCCGGCUGCUUCUUCCUGCACGAGAGCCCGCUGUGGCUCAUGCGCAAGGGCCGCGCCGAGCAGGCGCACCGGGCGCUCGAGGCGCUGCGGCACCUCCCCGUCAGCAGCACGUACGUGCAGGAGGACAUCACGGCGAUCGAGAACCGGCUGCGCGAGGAGGCCGCCGUCUCGGCCGCGUACGGGACGGGAUCGUGGGCGCUGUUCCGCGGCGCGAUGAAGGAGUUCUCGCGCCGCGGCAUGCGCAACCGCGUCCUGCUCGUCUUCUGCGCCUUCACGCUGCAGAACCUGUCGGGCGCCGCCGCCAUCAACUACUACAGCCCGACGCUGUUCGGCUCCCUCGGCGUCACCGACGUGGCGCUGUACACGGGCAUCUACGGGCUCGUCAAGGCCGUCGCCUCCAUCAUCUACUACAUCUUCUUCAUCGACAUGCUCGGCCGUCGCCGCCCCACCAUCGUCUCGUCCGUCAUCUGCUCCGCGUGCCUGUGGAUCGUCGGCGCCUACGUCAAGGUGGGGAACCCGGCGGCGACGAUCGCGGCCGGCGGGACGCUGUCGACGUCGACCGCGCAGGGGGGCCAGGCGGCGAUCGGGAUGAUUAUGAUCUAUUCCGUCUUCUGGUCGUUCGGGCUGAACGGCAUCCCGUGGAUCGUCUCGGCCGAGAUCUUCCCGGGCGCGCUGCGCAACUUCUCGGGGACGUUCGCGGCGCUGAUCCAGUGGCUGAUCCAGUUCGUGAUCACGAAGGCGCUGCCGUACAUCUUCAGCUCGUUCGGCUACGGCACCUGGUUCUUCUUCGCCGCGUGGAUGCUCGUCGCGAGCACCUGGGCCUUCUUCAUGCUGCCCGAGACGAAGGGCCUCACCAUCGACCAGAUGGACGUGAUCUUCGGCUACAACGCCGACGGUCACCGGGGCAUCCCCCACACCGCGGUCACGACGAGGCUUGCAAAGCAGGCCCACGACCAGGCCGUCACGGAGAGGGGGAAGAAUGUAGAUGCCGAGCACGAAGAGACGGUGUAA